Cercopithifilaria johnstoni is the source of this 471-nucleotide messenger RNA. The record is from the annotation of a GenBank genome assembly. Lineage: Eukaryota; Metazoa; Nematoda; Chromadorea; Rhabditida; Onchocercidae.
AUGACCUUACCUGGCAAUGUGAUCAAGGUGCUAUCAUUGGGAGCCGAUGUGUUGCCGGAAUAUAAAUUACAGCCCACUAGGAUCCAUCAUUGUACAAUCGUACAUUAUUCUCCGUUUAAGGCCGUUUGGGAUUGGAUUAUCCUUCUUCUGGUCAUUUAUACUGCCAUUUUUACGCCUUACGUUGCCGCCUUUUUACUUCGAGAGGAUAGCUCUCGUAGAGCUCGUUUUUCGGAACCAUUGGAAAUUAUUGAUCUAAUUGUGGAUAUCAUGUUUAUUGUCGAUAUUAUUAUCAAUUUCAGAACAACUUAUGUCAACGAAAACGAUGAAGUUGUUUCACAUCCUGGAAAGAUAGCAAUACAUUAUUUUAAAGGCUGGUUUGUAAUAGACAUGAUUGCCGCUGUGCCCUUCGAUCUUCUUCUUGUAAAUACAAACAGUGACGAGAAUGAAUUUAAGCCAUUCAAUAAGAUUUAA